CCCGCUGGGAAAUAUGAGGCUCAGACAUUCCCUUCAGCGCCAAGUUCUUGUCUCAUCGUGACAGAUUCCGGGCCGAAUCGCAUGCAAUGAACUCCGUGAACCUAGUCGUCUUGUCCAGAUUCGCUAUUGGCAUCAAUACGCGGAAUGUUCCCUCACUAUCUUCAUCACCAGCAUAUAUAUCUCUCGACCUGGUAACCACACCGCCGUCCACCUGCCGCCUCCGAUCACGUCUGGCUCGUGCUAAAUACUAGGGUGCCUGCACCUACACUCCAUCCAACGUCUAAGGCCGCGGUCAUGCUCGACUCUCCUGCCCUCCGUUCCCUCACCGCCGGCUUUCCCAAGACGAAAGGUGUCAAGUGGUUCAACCUCGGCGUUUUGGUUAUCACCCCGGCACUGUCCAUCUAUGGCCUCCUCACCGUCCCGAUCCUCACCACGACAGUCGUCGCGACUGCGUUGUACUACGUUUUUUCCAUGAUAGGCAUUACGGCAGGUUAUCACCGUCUAUGGUCCCAUAGGGCAUACAACGCCUCAUUCCCUCUCCAAGUCUUCCUCAUGCUCGCAGGCGCCAGUGCGACUCAGGGCUCGUGCUAUUGGUGGGCGCGCCGUCACCGCUCGCACCACCGACACACCGAUACAGAUCUUGAUCCCUAUAACUCGGAGCGCGGGCUGCUGUGGACCCACAUUGGAUGGAUCAUCUUCGACACGGACCUAAAACCCGGUUAUGCCGACAUCACCGACCUGCAGCGGGACCCACUCGUGCAAUGGCAACACCGCUGGUACUACUAUGUCACCAUGGUCUGGGGGUACCUCGUCCCUAUGCUCCUGCCAGGUCUUCUCUGGAACGACUGGAAAGGCGGCUUCUUUUUCGUCGGCGCGCUUCGGAUGACCUUGUGUCAUCAUAGCACCUUCUGUAUCAACUCCAUUGCACACUAUCUCGGUGAUACGCCCUACGAUGACCGCAACACCCCACGCGACCACCUUAUCUCAGCUGUCCUGACCAUGGGCGAAGGAUACCAUAACUUCCAUCACCAGUUCCCUAUGGACUACCGGAACGCGUUCCGGUGGUACCAGUACGACCCUACCAAGUGGUUCAUCGCCUUGUGCUACAUGGCCGGUCUGGCUUCACACCUGCGCAUCUUCCCGAGCAACGUGAUCGAAAAAGGCGCGCUCACAAUGAAGCUCAAGGCCCUAAAAGACGUCCAGGACUCGCUGCCCUGGCCCCCACCGGCGUCGCAGCUGCCCGUUGUGACCUGGGAAGAGUUCCAGGAACAAAGCAAGACGCGCGCGCUGCUCCUUAUCGCGGGCUUCAUCCACGACGCGUCGCUCUUCGCGGAAAGCCAUCCCGGCGGGGAGGCUCUCAUCACGCAGAGCGCGGGCAAGGACGUGACGGCGUCCUUUUUCGGUGGCGUCUACAACCACUCCCACGCCGCGCACAACUUCCUCGCGAUGAUGCGCGUGGGCAUUCUCGCUGGUGGCGUGGAGAACGUUGGCGAACACAGCAUCCCGCCCAGCCAGCGGCUCUACAUCGGAACCAACAUGCCAGAGGAGAUACAGCCUGGCGAGCAGUGAACCGAUUUACACUGCGGUGUUCGCAUUGCGUGUUUAUUGUCGGCGCUCUCUUCCGGGGAGGGCCUAGAGAAGGAAGGUACCUUGAAGUUUACGAAGUAGACAGCAAUGAUUUGGAUCUUGACGUAAUGGUUUUCUUGUGCCCGGUCACGUACCGCUCGCUCACUCACAUAUGCUUCUAUAUUCUAUGCCUUGUAUAAUUAGAAAAGCCCUCGACGUAAACGGGAGCACAUACUACUUUAGUCCACCAAUCUUAUUUCCGC
This is a messenger RNA of Coniophora puteana RWD-64-598 SS2, 1829 nucleotides long. Its product is annotated as delta 9-fatty acid desaturase protein. The transcript has 8 exons. Gene Ontology annotation, cellular component: endoplasmic reticulum membrane. Bases 295 to 1569 code for a protein of 424 amino acids. Gene Ontology annotation, biological process: unsaturated fatty acid biosynthetic process. Gene Ontology annotation, molecular function: iron ion binding; stearoyl-CoA 9-desaturase activity. Lineage: Eukaryota; Fungi; Basidiomycota; Agaricomycetes; Boletales; Coniophoraceae. The record is from RefSeq and is a predicted model, not a curated record.